AUGCUGGAGGAGGACUCCGUCAGUGCUGCUAGCGAGGAGGAGGACUCCAUCAGUGCUGCUCGUGAGGAGAAGGACUCCAUCAGUGCUGCUCGUGAGGAGGAGGACUCCACCAGUGCUGCUCGUGAGGAGAAGGACUCCAUCAGUGCUGCUCGUGAGGAGAAGGACUCCAUCAGUGCUUCUCGUGAGGAGAAGGACUCCAUCAGUGCUGCUCGUGAGGAGGAGGAGGACUCCAUCAGUGCUGCUUGUGAGGAGGAGGACUCCAUCAGUGCUGCUCGUGAGGAGGAGGACUCCAUCAGUGCUCCAUGUGAGGAGGAGGACUCCAUCAGUGCUGCUCGUGAGGAGGAGGAGGACUCCAUCAGUGCUGCUCGUGAGGAGAAGGACUCCAUCAGUGCUGCUCGUGAGGAGAAGGACUCCAUCAGUGCUGCUCGUGAGGAGGAGGAGGACUCCAUCAGUGCUGCUAGCGAGGAGGAGGACUCCAUCAGUGCUGCUCGUGAGGAGGAGGACUCCAUCAGUGCUCCUUGUGAGGAGGAGGACUCCAUCAGUGCUGCUCGUGAGGAGGAGGAGGACUCCAUCAGUGCUGCUAGCGAGGAGGAGGACUCCAUCAGUGCUGCUCGUGAGGAGGAGGACUCCAUCAGUGCUGCUCGUGAGGAGAAGGACUCCAUCAGUGCUGCUGGUGAGGAGGAGGAGGACUCCAUCAGUGCUGCUCGUGAGGAGAAGGACUCCAUCAGUGCUGCUCGUGAGGAGAAGAACUCCAUCAGUGCUGCUCGUGAGGAGGAGGACUCCACCAGUGCUGCUCGUGAGGAGAAGGACUCCAUCAGUGCUGCUCGUGAGGAGGAGGAGGACUCCAUCAGUGCUGCUAGCGAGGAGGAGGACUCCAUCAGUGCUGCUCGUGAGGAGGAGGACUCCAUCAGUGCUCCUUGUGAGGAGGAGGACUCCACCAGUGCUCCUUGUGAGGAGGAGGACUCCAUCAGUGCUCCUUGUGAGGAGGAGGAGGACUCCACCAGUGCUCCUUGUGAGGAGGAGGACUCCACCAGUGCUCCUUGUGAGGAGGAGGAGGACUCCAUCAGUGCUGCUCGUGAGGAGGAGGAGGACUCCAUCAGUGCUGCUAGCGAGGAGGAGGAGGACUCCAUCAGUGCUGCUAGCGAGGAGGAGGACUCCACCAGUGCUCCUUGUGAGGAGGAGGAGGACUCCACCAGUGCUGCUAGUGAGGAGGAGGACUCCAUCAGUGCUCCUUGUGAGGAGGAGGAGGACUCCAUCAGUGCUCCUUGUGAGGAGGAGGAGGACUCCAUCAGUGCUCCUUGUGAGGAGGAGGACUCCAUCAGUGCUCCUGGUGAGGAGGAGGACUCCAUAGAAACGUUAUACCUGCCUUAA
Centropristis striata (black sea bass) is the source of this 1371-nucleotide messenger RNA. RefSeq names its product histone-lysine N-methyltransferase SETD1B-like. Bases 1 to 1371 code for a protein of 456 amino acids. Lineage: Eukaryota; Metazoa; Chordata; Actinopteri; Perciformes; Serranidae. The record is from RefSeq and is a predicted model, not a curated record. The transcript has 2 exons.